Messenger RNA from Sesamum indicum (sesame), 1441 nucleotides. Its product is annotated as NAD(P)-linked oxidoreductase superfamily protein. The record is from RefSeq and is a predicted model, not a curated record. Gene Ontology annotation, biological process: L-ascorbic acid biosynthetic process. Gene Ontology annotation, molecular function: L-galactose dehydrogenase activity. Lineage: Eukaryota; Viridiplantae; Streptophyta; Magnoliopsida; Lamiales; Pedaliaceae. Gene Ontology annotation, cellular component: cytosol.
GGUAACACGGGCCUGAAGCUCAGUUGCGUGGGCUUUGGCGCCUCUCCUCUCGGCAAUGUUUUCGGAAUCAUCUCUGAAUCCGACGCCAUCGCCACCGUCCGCCGAGCUUUCAGCCUCGGAGUCAACUUCUUCGACACAUCCCCGUAACUCAUUCUUCUACCCAGUGCAAUUUUCUUUCUUUCUAUGCUUGGACGUAGUGUUGUACCUUAACCUUCGGUAUGUUUCCCGUUUUGAAUCUCAUUUCAAAAGCGAAUUGGUUUGAUAAUUUAAGUGGUUCUCGUUCGGUUUUCUAUCUUUCUUGGGGGCGGGGACUCAUUGACUGUGAUGUACUAUGGUGGGACAUUAUCAGAGAAGAUGCUGGGGAAAGCACUGAAAGCUUUGGAAGUGCCCAGAAAUGAAUACAUUGUUUCGACUAAGUGUGGAAGGUAUAAAGAGGGUUUUGAUUUUAGUGCUGAAAGAGUGACAAGGAGCAUUGAUGAGAGUCUGGAAAGAUUGCAGCUUGAUUAUGUGGAUAUCCUGCAUUGUCAUGAUAUAGAGUUCGGCUCCCUUGACCAGAUUGUGACUGAGACAAUCCCUGCACUUGUUAAAUUAAAGGAAGCAGGAAAGGUCAAAUUCAUUGGCAUAACAGGACUUCCAUUGGGAAUUUUCUCUUAUGUUCUAGAUAGAGUGCCACCAGGAACAGUUGACGUAAUCCUGUCAUAUUGUCACUACGGUAUCAAUGAUAAUACCUUGGAGGAUUUACUGCCUUACUUGAAGAGCAAGGGCGUUGGUAUAAUCAGUGCUUCUCCACUGGCGAUGGGUCUUCUUACAGAAAGUGGCCCCCCUGAGUGGCAUCCUGCUCCCCCUGAACUCAAGGCUGCAUGCAAAGCUGCUGCUUCUUACUGCAAAGAGAAAGGAAAAAACAUAUCAAAGUUAGCCAUGCAGUACAGCUUAUCAAACAAAGAAAUUUCUACUGUCUUGGUUGGGAUGAACUCUGUCAAACAGGUUGAUGAAAACAUAGCAGCUGCACAGGAGCUAGCGACAGUUGGGAAGGACGAGAAAACUCUAACAGAGGUAGAGAGCAUUCUGAAACCUGUGAAGAAUCAGACAUGGCCCAGUGGUAUUCAACAGAGUUGAUAAUGCUAUCGACCUUUUAAACUACUGGAACAUCUAUAUUUCUCCUUCGUGGAUUGCCAAAACAUGUAGCACUGCCAUGCCCCUUCGUUUUGUUUUCGUGUUUUGUUUCUCUCAGUGGGUUGUAGCCUCCACACAAGCCCGUUGUUCUUUAAACUCAUUCAUCAAGGUGAAAAAGGGGCAAUUAUAUGAUCAAGAUACCCUUGGAUUUGUAUCCAAAGAAAAAGAACAGAAAAAGAAAAAAUUGAAUAUAGUUGUAUCUAUCUUGUAAUAGGGCCUUCUCUUUGAGGGACGGUUUGUUAAAUAAAAUAUAAACUCUGUUCAUUCA